AUGUCCUCCGGCGAACUGCAACAAUCGACCCCCGGAGCGCCGCAAGAUCUGGAAGAAAUGCUCACUGCUCUGCGCAAUGAGGCGGAAGCAGGAGCAUCUGGUGGAUCUACCAAACCCGAGAGAAGCCACCCAGCUGUUGCAUUUUACUGUGGUAAACGUGCUGUGCGACUGCAGGUAGUACCAGAUGGCACAGAUAUUUCGCAUUCUGAGGACUCCACACUGUAUGUUAUUUCCCUUCAUCAAGCACUCCUCCCUGCCCACUACAAUGAUUCAUUUAGCGAGGAGGAGCAUUCGUUACGUCUUUCUAGCUCUGAGGGGCUUGAGUUGUUGCGCACUAACUGGGAACUCCUACUGUGGCUACUCAUGCCCUCUGUACAAAUUAGCGCUUCGUGCGACCCGAUGGACGGGGCUGAUGACUCCUCACCAAUAUCUUCAUGGCGUGAAUUGUGUUGUCCCUUGACAUGGGAGGACUAUAAAUGUCUUCGACGACACGGUGUAAUGGACCGCGUGCAUUAUAGUUACGUAGUGUUUCUGCGCUUCUACGGAUGGCGGUUGCAUAAUGAGGAGAACGGAGUUCUUGACCGACAUAGAAAUUGGGAAGCAAGGUACAGAUUACUCGUAUCUCCGGAUCAGUGCUGUAAGUGUUCGCUCGGAGGUGGUGUUGCUUGCGACGAAGUUGUCAGGCGUUGGACAUGUGAUGACGGGGUGCCUUGUCCCUACACCGCGCUAACCCGGAUUUUAAAGGUGUUGCUGGAAUUGUGCUUCAAUCGAUACGCGGUGAAUUUGGUUGCAUUCAUCAUUGAAGAAAUGAGCAAGGGGCGCUUGCUGUUUUUGCAGCAAAUACUGGAAAGUGUUUGGUUCCCAAUUGUCGUGAACUCCAAGCAGGUUGCCGAUGCCGACAGGGAUUACCUCAGUCGGAAGCUGCAUCACCUCACUCACAGCGACUCCGACUAG
Molecule: messenger RNA, 954 nt
Organism: Trypanosoma brucei brucei TREU927
Lineage: Eukaryota; Euglenozoa; Kinetoplastea; Trypanosomatida; Trypanosomatidae
Exons: 1
Coding region: 1-954 (317 amino acids)
Cellular component (GO): membrane
Molecular function (GO): opioid growth factor receptor activity
Source: RefSeq, a predicted model, not a curated record